Molecule: messenger RNA, 3960 nt
Organism: Erinaceus europaeus (western European hedgehog)
Lineage: Eukaryota; Metazoa; Chordata; Mammalia; Eulipotyphla; Erinaceidae
Gene: GALNT3
Product: polypeptide N-acetylgalactosaminyltransferase 3
Exons: 10
Coding region: 116-2017 (633 amino acids)
Cellular component (GO): Golgi apparatus
Source: RefSeq, a predicted model, not a curated record
GUAUUACCAUUUAAAAAAAAAAAAACCUUCCUGCCAGCAAAUCUAUGAUAAAAAUUAUAAAUAACAGAGGAAACUGUAAUUGUUAUUUGUCAAGUGAAAAACUUUCAAUGUCAGAAUGGCUCACCUAAAGCGACUAGUAAAAUUACAUCUAAAAAGACAAUACCAUAAAAAGUUCUGGAGACUUGGUGCAGUGAUUUUUUUCUUUGUAAUAUUUUUGAUUUUGAUGCAAAGAGAAGUAAGUGUUCAACACUCCAAAGAGGAAUCGAGGAUGGAAAGAAAUAUGAAAAACAAAAACAAGAUGUUUGAUUUUAUGCUGGAAGCUGUAAACAAUAUUAAAGAUGUAAUGCCAAAAAUGCAAAUAGGAGCCCCUGUCCGGCAAAACAUUGAUGCUGGCAAGAGACCCUGUUUACAAGGAUAUUAUACAGCUGCAGAACUCAAGCCCGUUCUUGACCGCCCACCUCAGGAUUCAAAUGCUCCUGGUGCUGCGGGUAAAGCAUUCAAGAAAACCAAUUUAAGUAUUGAAGAACAGAAAGAAAAAGAACGAGGAGAAGCAAAGCACUGUUUCAAUGCUUUUGCAAGUGACAGAAUAUCUUUGCAUCGAGAUCUUGGGCCAGAUACCCGACCUCCUGAAUGUAUUGAACAAAAAUUCAAGCGCUGUCCUCCCCUGCCUACCACCAGUGUCAUAAUAGUUUUUCACAAUGAAGCAUGGUCCACACUGCUAAGGACUGUACACAGUGUGCUCUAUUCUUCGCCUGCCAUAUUGCUGAAGGAAAUCAUUUUGGUGGAUGAUGCUAGUGUGGAUGAGUACUUGCAUGAUAAGCUAGAGGAAUAUAUAAAGCAGUUUUCUAUAGUAAAAAUAGUCAGACAACGGGAGAGAAAAGGUCUGAUCACUGCACGGUUGCUAGGAGCAUCAGUAGCAACAGCUGAAACACUAACAUUUUUAGAUGCUCACUGUGAGUGCUUCUAUGGUUGGUUAGAACCACUGUUGGCCAGAAUAGCUGAGAACUACACUGCGGUUGUGAGUCCUGAUAUUGCAUCCAUAGAUCUAAACACAUUUGAAUUUAACAAGCCUUCUCCUUAUGGAAGUAACCAUAACCGUGGAAAUUUUGACUGGAGCCUUUCAUUUGGCUGGGAAUCACUUCCUGAUUAUGAGAAGCAAAGAAGAAAAGAUGAAACCUACCCAAUUAAAACACCCACUUUUGCAGGGGGCCUCUUUUCCAUAUCAAAAGAAUAUUUUGAAUAUAUUGGAACUUACGAUGAAGAAAUGGAAAUCUGGGGAGGUGAAAAUAUAGAAAUGUCUUUCAGAGUAUGGCAAUGUGGUGGGCAGUUGGAGAUUAUGCCUUGCUCUGUUGUUGGACAUGUUUUUCGCAGCAAAAGCCCUCAUACCUUUCCAAAAGGCACACAGGUGAUUGCUCGCAACCAAGUUCGCCUUGCAGAAGUCUGGAUGGAUGAAUACAAGGAAAUAUUUUAUAGGAGAAACACAGAUGCAGCAAAAAUUGUUAAGCAAAAGUCAUUUGGUGACCUUUCAAAAAGACUUGAAAUAAAGCACCGCCUUCAAUGUAAAAAUUUUACAUGGUAUCUGAACAAUAUUUAUCCAGAAGUGUAUGUGCCAGACCUUAAUCCUCUUAUAUCUGGAUAUAUUAAGAGUCUUGGACAGCCUUUAUGUCUAGAUGUUGGAGAAAAUAAUCAAGGAGGUAAACCAUUAAUCUUAUAUACGUGUCAUGGACUUGGAGGAAACCAGUACUUUGAAUACUCUGCUCAACGUGAAAUUCGGCAUAACAUCCAAAAGGAAUUAUGUCUUCAUGCUGCUCAAGGUCCUGUUCAACUGAAGACAUGUGUCUACAAAGGUCACAAGUCAGUUGCCAUUGGAGAACAGAUAUGGGAGAUCCAAAAGGAUCAACUUCUAUAUAAUCCAUUCUUUAACAAGUGCCUUUCAGCAAAUGGAGAGCAUCCAAGCUUAGUGUCAUGCAAUCCAUCAGAUUCACUCCAAAAAUGGAUUUUCAGCAAAAAUGAUUAAGUGUUCCUUAAAAUUAUGGAGUUGAAAAAGGAGAUAUUCUUUCUCUUAAAACUGUGACUAGGCAUACACUGUAGUUUUUGAAAAUUACGCAAAAGCAGCUAAUUGUAACUUAUUCCAAGUGCAUUUUUCUUAUUUAUAUCUUCAAAUAUCUGUGUACCACUGCUACAGAAACCCCUGAAGUUUCCAUUCACAGCACAAUGACUAGUAAUACCAAAGACUAUUUUGGAAUGUCCACAUAUAGGAAAAGAAAUGUUUACAGUAUGAUGAAAAUAAUUUUCCAAGAAAAGUGAUAUUUGUGUGUUUUGUAUACCUGAAGAUAUAUUUAAGAUAUUUCUUCUAGUUUUAUGGGGGAAGGGAAAAUAUUUGUACUGUAUUUUUUUAACUACAUGAAAUGAGUUAGUGAAGGUCAGCCAUUGACCUUUGUGUAUAUACCAGGAAAUUUUUAUAGAUCUAGAAUUUAUUAUAUAAAAAUGUAGGUAAACUUUUUUUGCUUUUUGUUUACCUGUCUGUCAAUAUUCCUUCAAACCUGAAGCUAAAUGAAUGAUAAGAAUAUUUUUAACACUUCAAUAUCUUUGCAAAUUUUGAAAUAUUUUUUAAUCUGAAACCUACUUGACUUGAAGCACUUGAGUCUUCCUUCAGUGAAGUAACUACAUGGUGUAUUCCAAAGCAAUUAAAAGAAAACUUUAUAAAUUACUAUCUGUUGAAAAGAUAUCUUUUUCCUUUUUGCUAGUUAUUUUUACCAAAAUUCACUAAUCUUGAAUAUUGUGAAAUUGAAUUUUAAAUUCAAAACACUUGACUCAUUUAAAGCUAUACUUUGUUAGUCAUUUAAUUAGAAAUUGUUUUUGUAAUGGAUUUUUCAUCAAAAAGACUAUUUUUAUCUAUGUGGAAAAUAAAACAAAUUCUUCUCAUUAUAAUUAUUUGAACUUCCCUUUUUUGGAUAAAUUAUAGAUUUGAUAAUAGGUGGAGGCACAUGAAUUUUGUAUAUCUAAUUUAUAAGUGCUGGUUAGAGUUACCAGGUAUUUGUUAAGUAAAAUACAAAGAUUUGAUGGAAAUGUCAUAAAAAAUGGGAAAUGGAGAUGAUUAUGUAUUAGAUAUUUAGAAAAUGCCAUACUAAUUUGAUGUCCCUUGAACAUCUGGUAGAGUGAAUUUUUUAUUGUGAUAUAUGGGUUUAUCAUUAUUUUCUUUUUUGAUCAGUCCAGUUAUAGAUCUCUUGCAUUCUCAUUUAAGAAACAAGGGAUAAUUGGCUUAAGCUAGAAAGAAUCUCAGGUAUAUGAAGGAAGAUAUAUACAUAUGCGUGUGUAUCCCCAUAUUUUUAUUAUUUGUAAUUUUGAAUUUGCUUUUUUUAUUACUAUACCAACUUUUAUUUCAAUUCAGCCAACAUUUCUUAUGUAGUUAACCUUUUCCUAGAAGUCAGUGGUAGGCAGAGUAAGAUUUACAUUGCCAUGAACAAAUCAAUUGCCUGCCUUAUAUUGGGUUCUGCCAUAUCAAAAUCCAGCCAAGAUAUGCUUAGGUUUAGUUAUGGUUGAGUUAAUUGAACAUGUCAGUAAACCUAAGCCCAUGUGAUGUUUUAAUCAUGUUCAAACUCAGGUCAUUACUUCUUAUCAGGGGGCUAGCACAGAAAUGUUGCUAUGUUCGUAAUAUUACAUCAAAAGUGCUAUAUUGACCUGUUCUACUAUUGAGAACAUUAAUCUUGAUAACUUAUCCUUGAUUAAUUCCUACUUCAUUUCUGAACCUUAAGGUCACUAUUUUCUCUCUUGUGGUUGACAUUUUAUUAAGGGAAAUUUCAAAACAGUGCAAAUAUACUUCUUCAAAUUUCCACCCAUUGAAUUUAGCAUUCAUUGAUGACUCCUACCUGCUUUGACACCUGUGCACUAUGAUGUAUUAUCAUUCCUUCAUUCAUUUGAAUUACUAUACAUUCAAUAAAAUUAAUUAUUUUCAAUACA